AGAGAGGUUCGUGAAAAAUCAGCAUUUUCGUUCUCAGUAUGAAACCAUCAUCGAAGGAAAUAAGAACUAGGGAAAAACCGUAACAAUUUCAUCAAUAAAAAACUCAUAUUUCUGCUUUUUGAUCAUAUUUUUUGAGUUCAUCUAUCAUUUCUGCGUCUGUCUGAGCACCAAAUUUGUGUAAAAACUCGUGGAGCAAAUUAAUAGUUCAAUUAAUAAACUAGGUAAAAAGUGCAGAAAAACGGAACUCGCAUGUAAAUAAACACGAAAGCAAGAAUUAAGAAGCUUCAUCCGGAUGAUGAUCAGCCGUAAGAAGAUGAACAAUAUUUGAUUCGGAUUAGUGAAUCAAAAGUUGAAAUUGCAAAUUAAGGAAUAUAAUUAAAGUGAAUUAAAUAUUAAAACGAAGAAGAAAAAAAAAUUAGAAAAAAAGGAAAAACAAAGAAAAAAAGUGAAUAAUGACGAUUAUCUUAUUUCUAAUCGAUACGUCAGCGUCAAUGAACCAGGAAGCGUUUGUGAACGGUGUACACAAAACAUACUUGGACAUAGCAAAAGGCGCUGUUGAAACAUUUUUAAAAUAUCGACAGCGAUCACAAGACUGCAUGGGUGAUCGAUACAUGUUAUUAACAUUUGAAGAUACGCCAUGCAAUGUCAAAGCUGGUUGGAAGGAAAAUCAUGCAACAUUUAUGAAUGAAUUAAAGAAUUUACAAGCGUGUGGAUUAACAACAGUUGGUGAAGCACUUAAAAGCGCUUUUGACCUGCUUAAUCUGAAUAGAAUGCAAUCUGGAAUUGAUACGUAUGGGCAAGGUCGUUGUCCAUUUUACCUCGAACCAUCAAUCAUCAUUCUUGUGACUGAUGGUGGCCGAUAUUCACAUCGGAAUGGGAUUGAGAAUCAAUUGUCACUUCCACUCAACAUCAACAUUCCUGGGGUGAAAUUAACGAAAGAACCAUUUCGAUGGGAUCAAAGAUUAUUCUCAUUGAUAUUAAGAAUGCCAGGACAUAAAGUGGAUGAGAGAGGCGAAGGAAAAGUUCCACAUGACGACUCGCCACUUGAGAAAAUGUGCGAAGUUACUGGCGGACGAUCAUAUCGUGUUAAAAGUCAAUAUGUGUUAAAUCAAUGCAUUGAAAGUCUCGUACAGAAAGCUCAACCUGGUGUCGUUAUAAACUUUGAACCGGUGUUUAAAGACCAAAAAGAUCUCAAAGAUGGCGAAGUGCCGGAAAUGAUUUUUCAAAGCGCUAAGAAAAUGAUUUACGUUCAUAAAAUUCCAGCAUUAAAACAAUUUCCCGUCGGUUAUUGGCCAAUUCCAGAAUCUUAUUGGCCUGACUCGAAAAUGAGUUCACUGCCACCAAGAGACGCUCAUCCACGUAUUAGAAUUUGCUUAACACCACACGAUGAACCACAAAUUGUGAGGAAUUUCCCAAUUGAUAAAUAUGAACUCGAGCCGAGUCCUUUGACGCUUUGGAUGUUGUCAAAGAUGAAAGAUCCGAAUAAAGUUUAUCCAUUACUUGUUUUAAAUGCGAAUGGAGUUCACGAUCCAAUGUCACAAUAUCGAAUGCAUCAACCAAUCAAUGAUCAACCAUUUGGAUAUUUAAAAGCAAACAGCACAUUGAUGGUCGUUCAUCUUUACGUCCUUCCUUACAAUUAUCAAUUUGUGUUGGCACUCAUUUACGAUCUCGUGCACAAAUUGACAUUCAAUCCAACCAGUGAAUGGAUAAAUAAAUUCACAACAUACGUUAAGUCAAUUCCACAAUAUUAUUAUCAGUUUUUAAGGAAAGCUUUGACAAUGAUCAGCAUUCCUUACCAACUUCUUCAAUAUAUCUUACCGGAAAGUCUUGACAGUUAUUUAAACGCAACUGUCGCUAAUCAAUUGAAACAAAUGAAGAAUGUGGCGAAGCAAGAGCAGGAACAACUUUGUGUUCGCGUAUUUAAACAACUUAAACUUCCAAAGAUGCCGUAUCAUCAACACGAAACUGUUAAACUUAAUUGUGGUCAAGCAAUUAAAAUUCCUGACUUAGUUAAACAUCCAAUGCUUCGUGAUACAUUUCAAAAGAUGCACAGUGAGAUUAACACGUUUGAGAAUUACAGUAUUGUCGUUCCAACUGUGAUGAACAUUCAAUCGACGAAGAAUUAUCGAAAUCCAUUUGACAUUCCGCGUCGUGAUCUCAUCGAUGAAAUUUCACGAAUGCGUGACAAUUUCUUUAAACUCCCAACGAGAAACAUCAAUUUAAUGUCAAAGGAUGCUGGACAUAGUCUGCCGAUAGCUGAGAUGGGAAAUUAUCAAGAUUAUUUGAAGCGACGUGAGCCGCCAUUGCGGGAACUUGAGCCGACAAAUGUUCGUCAGCAUAUGUUUGGAAAUCCUUACAAACGAGACAAGCACAUGGUGAUGGUUGAUGAAGCUGACGACAUCACGUCAGAUCCAUCGUCACCCAACAAUAAGAUUCCAAAUGCGAACAAGAAAGACAUCAGAAUGAGUCGGAAACGCAAAGCGGGUCCAAUAAGAAAAGAUUUCGUUUACAAACGUGCAAGAACCGAAUUUGGCUUUCCAAUGUCGCCGGGACUUCCAUGCCCACCAUCACCAAUGGGCAGUGAAAUUGAUGAUUCUGAUACAGCUUCAGAAUUCUCUGUAAAUGACGAUGACAGUCGAAGAUCAAACGAUUCUGAUUACAAUGAAGUGACUGAUGAUGAAUUCCGAUUAAAUGGUCACAUGGCAGCUGAAUACAAUUUCGACAACGUUCUCAAUGAGUCUCGAAUGGAAAUCAUUCCAUCUUCAUUACAACAAAAUUAUCCACCACGUUCAAUGCAAAGUGUCGGUUUGUCUCGUUUGAAUCUUCAACAAUUAGAACAACAACAACAGUCGAUGUCGUCAAACUUUCAACAGAAUUAUCCAAUUCAUCAUUUUCAUCAGCCACCGAUUGGUUCAGUGCCAAUUGUGCCUCAUCUAAUGCCAAAUAAUGGCGAUAUAACAGGAAGUUCGAUACAAAGUCCCGCAAUUGGCAGUGCAAUGGCUCAGCCAGUUCCAUCGUCACCUACAGGGCCACCGCCACCUUUUCCUUCUAUUUCAACACCACCAGUUAUUCCAACACCGUCAGCAACACCAAUCACAAUUCGCUCUCAACCACAUAACGACUUAAAUGAUGCACAAAACAUUUCCAAAAUUCUUCAAUCUUCAAUUCAUAAUGGAAGUGGAUCGACAAUCACCUCAACAAAUCACAAUAAUAAUCAUUCGUCGUCUGAGAAAAGAUUAUUCGUUGACGAACAACCGCAACAACAUCUUCAACAACCAAAAGGUGCUGCAUCGAAGUCCAACAAUCACAAGGAUGAGAAUGUGAAGGCAGGUGAUGAUCAACAACAUCAUCGUUCAAGAAGAAAACAAAAGACGACGUCAAAUGUGACGUCAACAGCCGUAGUCAAGUCAAAUCAACAUACACAUACAAAUGGUCUUAAUAGCAACAGCAACAGCAGCAGUACGACGGAUAAAAUAUUAAAUAAUAACAGUGUCAGCAGCUUCAUCAAUGGUGACGAUGGUUGUUGCUAUGAUGAUGAAGAUAUUGUGAAAUGGAAGCAGGAAAAUUCCGAGACGAGAGCGCAAGCAUUUAAAGAGAUUCGUCGUUUUGGACGUAAUUAUAAUGGACUUUAUGAACAACUUGAUAAGAUCAAAGGAACAUUUGAGAUGCGCUUUAAUUUCAUUCAAAUGUGUAUCAGUGAAGCUUUGAGAUUUCGUCGAAAGCAUAUGGUGAAAUGUAUUGAAGAGUGGUGGACGAUGAAAUGUGAUGACAAGAACAUUAAAUCAACGGGUAAAGUGAAAACAUAGUGCAUGCAUUAAAGUGGAGAGCUGUUCCUGUGAUAACUGAAUCUGCAGAUGACCAUUAAAGUCUUUUUUCCUUUCCUAUUUUACUUUCAUUCAAUUCGAUGACAUUUCUGCUCACAAAUUCUGAAAAUUUCUUCAAAUUUUAUUUCUUCAUUCAUUUCUUUAUCAUUUAAUGAAACCACACCAACAACAACAUCAACAAAUAAACUUAAAGUAAGCGAAAAUAUUAACUAAUGUAAAUAAGAUUGAUUAAUUCUUAGAUAUGAUUAAAUAAUAAAUAAACAUCUUGUGAAAAAGUUUCUUUUAUAAUUCUUCCACCCCCGCUUCAAUUCCUGUGAAUUUCCUUUGUUUAUAAAUAAAUCUUAUCUUAAACACGAAAAACAUGACAAGAGUGAGUGAAAUUUUUCAAGA
This is a messenger RNA of Clunio marinus, 4214 nucleotides long. The record is from the annotation of a GenBank genome assembly. Lineage: Eukaryota; Metazoa; Arthropoda; Insecta; Diptera; Chironomidae.